AUGGCUACUGCGCCAAUGACGACAGAUCCAUCGAGGCUGUCAUUCGCAAAGGUUGCCGCCUCAGCUGGGAAAGAUAAUGUAGCUCUCGCUUCGUUCGCAAAAAUUGCUGCUUCUUCAACUUCUGUACGAGAUACGAGAUCUGAAAACAUAGCUCCAACUGUACAUGAAAACAAAGAUACAAACAUGCCUAGUGCUACACGCAAUGAUACUGGCAAUAUGGCCACUCUCAAAGAGACGGGCACAUCGACAAACGAUCAAUCCUCAAAGAAGAGGACAAUUACCGAGAGCAAACCUAUGGCUGCUAAGAAGGAAUCAGAUUUGGCAGAUGCGGUUAAAGCGAUGCAAAUCCGUGAUAUCACACCAAGCCUUGUUGUCAAUGGCUCAGGGAUUGCUCCUCCUACCCACAAACGAGACCUGGGAGAAGGAUUUCCAGAAGAUCCAUUUCAGAGAACAGAAUCUGGGUCCGACCUAGGAACAAAGCCUCCAAGUCUGGAUGGAAAGAGCAUUACCUCGGGUACAACAUUCGCUUUGGAUGAGAAGGAGUCUUUACGUCCUGAUGACAGCGCGAGCGUAAAAGCAGCUGAAGAUGAUGAUACAUUUUCGGGUCGCGGUUCUAUUGUUGCUGGUUCUAGAAUUGGAUCUGAAGCAGCUGCAAGAGCUUAUCGUGCACAGUUCUAUGAGGCCCCUGAUCGACGUAGUAUACAACUCAUGCAGGAGCGUCAAACCCAGGGCGUUGUUACUCCUCAGAGUGGAUCGUCUGGACAGCAAACUACGGAUGAUAAGUCCAAGCCGCUUGUAGGCCCAUCAGGUUCAACUGAAGCAGCAUUCACACUCUUCUAUCGUCAGACGCCUGAUGAAAAACUUUUGGAGGCAUUGGAAUCUCCAAAAGACCGCAUCUUUCUCCUCCGUCUCGAGAAGGAUGUUAUUGAGUUUGUGAAGGAUUCCAAGGAACCUUUUAUCGAUCUCCCACCGUGUAACUCAUUUUGUAGAAUGUUGACUCACAAGUUGGCGGAUUAUUACCACAUGACACAUCAAGUUGAUGCUGUAGUUGGAGCAGUCCGUAUCUUCCGAACACCAUUUUGCAGGAUCCCGCCAUCACUAACAAGCAUUUCCAAUCCUCCUACCACUGGAAACACCCCACCUCCCAAUCUUCCUGCAAUGAAGAUCAUGCGCAGAGGUGGUGAUGGUGAUACUGGACCGAGCCCCUCGAAAGCUACUUCCGAGACUGGAAGCGAUAGCAAAGAAAAGGCACAGUCCGCUAAAGAGAAACUUUCGCGAGAGGAGCGAGAAGCAGUUUAUCUUGCGGCCCGGGAACGAAUUUUCGGCAAAGAUGAUAAAUCCGGCGAGGCCACACCAGAAACUGACGAGGGUAACGAGAUGUCGCGUUCCAGCUCUGUCUCCACAAAGGAUAAAGGCAAGAGGGGUAAAGUUGGAAAGCAGCGUCGUGACGACUCUGAAAGCUUCGACGUUCGAUCUCAAUACACUCCAUACUUUCCACAACAACAAAAUCAGCCAGCUUGGAUCCCCACCCAGAAUUUCGGCGCAAUGGGAGUUCAGCAAUACAAUGGUGUCAUGCCAAACAAUUAUCAAAACCAGAUACAACCUCAAUAUGCUCCACCUCCGCAACCAUUUAAUCCUGCUAUGAUGAGCAAUGGAAAUAUGCAAUCAUACAAUAAUAUGACACCACCGCAAUUUCCUCAGCAAAGUCAGCCACGUUACCAACCACAUAGUGCUCCAAUCACGACUUACGGUACACCUGCACAGUCUCCUCAACCUCCGCAACAAUGGAUCCCACAAAAUCAAUACCCAGGAGGCCAGUAUCCAUCGCGAGGACCUGUUGCAGGAGGACCACCUAACACUAUCCCGUACGCGUUUGGACAACUGCCCAGCACGGUAAACCCAGCCGAUCCUAAAAGUCAACACCCAAUUCCAGGAAGUUUUAUUAACAGACACGCAUUCAAUCCAAAGACGCAGUCGUUUGUCCCUGGCAAUCAAGGUCUUCCUAUCCCACAGCCCAUGUCUCAUCAUGGAUCUCCCCACCACGGUUCCCCGCACCAUGGAUCUCCUCAUCUCUCUUACAGCAACUUUUCUCCGCCUCAGCAACAGUACGGUGCUGGAAUGGGCUAUAGCAUGGCGAGACAAGGGUCUAAUAGCUCUUUACCCUCGUAUCAUGCAUCUCCACACAUGGCGCAUAGACCAAUGAUGCAUCAGAAUAUGCCGCAAGGUCUCCCUCAAGGCCUUCCUCAAGGUCAUCUUCAAGGCUUACCGCAAGUUUUGCCACAAACUAUGCCACAUGGUAUGCCACCAGGAAUGCCACAGGGCAUGGUCCCAAAUGCUCAAGUUGGAAGCCACCUUCCUAACUUCGGCAACCCAGCAACUUUACCUCCAAAGCCUCCAACUGGUGUCUAG
Molecule: messenger RNA, 2409 nt
Organism: Botrytis fragariae
Lineage: Eukaryota; Fungi; Ascomycota; Leotiomycetes; Helotiales; Sclerotiniaceae
Product: putative r3h domain-containing protein
Exons: 6
Coding region: 1-2409 (802 amino acids)
Biological process (GO): galactose metabolic process
Molecular function (GO): nucleic acid binding
Source: RefSeq, a predicted model, not a curated record